GGAGUGGAGCAAGGAACCAAAGGAGAUGAGCGAGGUCGAGGCGCAGGGCUCGAGCAUGGAUCCGUCAGGUCUGGCACUCAUGAACAGCAGUGACCCACGCGCCUGGCUGGCUCCCACGCAGCCUGGCACCUGCGUGGCACACGCCGACUACCUGCUGCACUCUCCCUGCUCCAGCUCGAGCCUGGAAGGCGGGUCCCCCGCGUCUGACGACCACAGUCCAAACCUCAGAGAGACCGGCAAGGGCCCGCUCAAAGUGCGGGAGCUGUGUCGAUUGAAGGGGUCUCUGAGCGUGGAGGAGGGCAGGCAGCGAGCGCCGUCCAGCAAGCCGGUCCACGGAGUUCAGAAGCAGCGACGCCAGGCUGCCAACGCCCGGGAAAGGAGACGGAUGCACGGGCUGAAUCAUGCAUUCGACGAGUUGCGCAGCGUUAUUCCCGCUUUCGAUAACGACAAGAAGCUUUCCAAAUACGAGACCCUACAGAUGGCCCAGAUCUACAUCAACGCGCUGUCAGACCUGCUGGAGGGUCCCGGUGCUGACACGCCAAAGUUGUCCACUGCCGUCUACGACGGUGACAAAGCACCCCGUGGAUCCCCCGCUACCGGUAGGAGGGGCACAAGCACAGGGCUACCUGUCCAACUAAACAGCAUACCGUUCCCGUUCGAAGGUGAUUCGUUUUCCGCCCUCAUGGAGCACGAGAUGCGGUCUCCUUCCACGGGGGUGGCGAGCUCCGGUUCUGACAGUACAAAAGACUCUCCACGGUCCAACCGUAGCGACGGAGAGUUCUCCCCGCACUCCCAGUUUAGUGACUCUGACGAGAUGGCAAUGGAACUCCAGAGUGAAGACGAGCUUUCGGAACUGCCCAACCGUCACACAUUCUGAACACUAUAUGGACGUUAACCGUGUCAAUCACAUCAUCCGAAAUUGAUAGCCUAUAUAUGCGUUUUAUAUAAGAAUAGGCUUGCUUUCCAAACGUGAUUUUGAUUCCACCUGAGAACUAUAUUUUAUCAAUUGUCAGAUGAAGAUUUUUUAAAUGUCAGAUAAGCCUAAAUUUGGAUCUGCCAAUAGAUUUGUAGCCUUGCCGUCUCCAUGGGGACAUGGGAGAGACCCCUCUGCCAUGUCGCGCGCAGCACUUUCACGGGCUCUCCCAAGUCACGGACCAAACUGUCUUCCACAAAAUUGCCUGAUAUUAUAUUUUUAAUGUACAGAUUAUUUUGUAAUUAUGAUUCUCCUGAUUCUGAUCAUAAUGAAUAAUAUUGAAUU
Molecule: messenger RNA, 1258 nt
Organism: Hypomesus transpacificus
Lineage: Eukaryota; Metazoa; Chordata; Actinopteri; Osmeriformes; Osmeridae
Gene: atoh1a
Product: atonal bHLH transcription factor 1a
Exons: 1
Coding region: 26-877 (283 amino acids)
Molecular function (GO): protein dimerization activity
Source: RefSeq, a predicted model, not a curated record